GCGAGUCCGAGCCGAGUCUGACGUCACGCGCACCUGCUCAGGCACAUCAAAAAUGUGAGAGAUGUGACCACAGCUGUCACGACGUGUGACAUCAAUCCUUGUUUCCUGCGGUCAUGUCAAGUUCAUCCUCCCAAGACGACGGUCGACGUCUGCAGAGGGCGACUGGCGCUAGGCAGCUGACCCGGAGAAACUCGUCUUUUCUCAAUUCCGUCAAGAAUUACGUGCCAAAACCGCUUGCCCGCUUUUUUAGCGGGUCCGAAGAGUUUGAUGACUCCAAGGAUGAGAUGGGCAAGCGGAGACGCCUCGACGGCCAGCAAAACGAGCCAGUCGAUGGCUACGAUGAUGGGCCUGCUCCGCCAAAGCGUCUGAGGCUCCGUAGUCCGGAUAGAGCGGCAUCGCAGCCUCCACCGCAUACGGCAAGCGGUCAAAGCGGCUAUCUCGACCCACCCAGCUCUGCAUUCCAAUCUUUCUUUCACCCCUCUUAUUUAUCAAACGACCCUUCCAAUCGUUCAUCCUCACUUACGCUACCCGCGACCACUACUUCUGAUAUUCCCCGUAAUGAGCCUCGCACUACUCUGUCUCCCUUGCGAAACCAGUUUAGCCGUACCAUGUCCAUCGAUCCACCUCAGAAUCCAAUCACUCGACGCCUUUCUCGUGACGUUACCAUGAAAAGUGUCGUCUUGCCGCCCUUGCAUGAUGCUGCUGCUGCUCGAGAUAUGUCUACGGAAUCAGCGUCAGGCUCGUUUUUGCGUUCAUCCGUAUCCCAACCUCGCGAUACCUCUCUUCCUCUUGGAUUUCGUAUCCGCACUUCAGUCACGCCCCAGCCUGUGCGCGAUAGUUCUGAACCUCCCACAAUCUCAUCUCUUGGCUCCAAACCCGUUUUCGUCCGUGGUCCUGCUCCAGAGGCGAGCAAGCCCCAGGCCACUCUGGGCUCACUUGUCGAUACCCAGAGAAGAACUCAGUCUCCUGUGCGCCAGCAUAGUUCCAGUUCUCUUCUUUUUGGCUCUCAGUCAACGUCCGUGAAAGCCCCUCGUCCAGCAACCGUCGCAGAGCGUACCCUACAUGAGUUGGAUGUAUACAGAACCCCCCUUAAGCCGUCACGUCUCCGAGAAAACAGCACCCUCACAUUAUCUCCCGGGGAUGCUACAGAUAUGUUCUCUCGCAAGAAGUCCUAUCAGCGAAUGCCCGGAGGACGUACUGCCAAGGCAAAGGUAGCUAACCACACCAAGCCAUAUGCAGGUGACGCGGGCAUUAAAAAGCAUCUUGCGCGAAGCAGGAACGCCAACGUUGAAGAAGAAACUGCGUCAUCUAAGGGCGAGUUGAACGGUGAUGUAUCCAUGAAUGAAGACCGACCUUCGAGUGAAACCCUUCCAGAGAUCAACAAGGAUCGGGAAGAGCUCAAGUUGCCAGACAGUCAGCCAAAGACUUCUAAGGCAACAGAGAAGCAGUCAACAAUGCCUUCCAGCUCGUCGCUUCGAGUCGGUCGUACCUUUACUUCACGCAACCAUAUCGAUCGUCCUUCUCGGCCAGGAAAACACGGGUUUUCUGCGGUUUAUGAUGAUGGUGAGGAAGAGAGGCGGGAGGAAGAAUCCAAGAAAGAAAGGGAGAUGAUGGAAGAGGCAGCAAAACAUGUACCUAUGUUCAACAUCCCAGCUGGGUUUAAUUUUGCUAAAGAUACCGACAAAUCUCCAGAUGUUGCGUCGGACUCGUCGAAAGCCAAGGAGCCACCCAUUCCAUCACUACCCUUUUCGAUAUCCUCUUUCCAAUCCAGUACCCCCUCGGUGUUAUCCGCUGCCUCUUCUAACGGUUCAAAAGCUGACUCCACUACGGCUUCCCCCUUUACGCCACCGGCUCCCCCAGCUCCCGUUCCUGAUAUCCUUCCGAAGGUCGACUCUCUGUCUGCGAUUUCAUCGACGACCGAAAUUCUGCCGAAGACCAAUGGUGGCAUCCCGGAUUUCUUUGCUACAAGCAAGACUCUAGCCCCGACCCCUUUGGUGGUGCCACCGAUGACAUUGACAGCGGCGGCAGCCUCCGCGCCUACCUCUUUGCCGUUCAGUCUAACGCCGCAACAGUCCGCCGGCCGCCACGCCGGCUCCGUCUGCUCCGGUUCGUGAUGCCGACAAUACCCUUUGGAACGGAGGCAAGAAGGAGGACAUUGUAGGGAAACCCCCUGCUCCUAGCUCAGAUACCAAGGGGGGCGGUACAGGGACAACCACACCGUUCGCCUCUUUCGGGUCUGCCAAACUGGAUGACGGACUUCAGGCAUCCACUCCUGCCGCCACUCCUGCCGAGAGCUCAUUCAAACCUCCAUCGUUCUCUUUCGCCAAUGGUGCUACCCCGGAAAGUUCCGGUGCUGCGGAGCCAACCCUAGCGCCGCCCUUGUUUAGCAUUGAACCUGCGAA
Molecule: messenger RNA, 2402 nt
Organism: Desarmillaria tabescens
Lineage: Eukaryota; Fungi; Basidiomycota; Agaricomycetes; Agaricales; Physalacriaceae
Exons: 4
Coding region: 114-2114 (666 amino acids)
Source: RefSeq, a predicted model, not a curated record